AUGACCAGAGUCGUUAAUCAGAACGAAAAAGACUCAUUCCCACUUUACCCAAUCAAAAUCGUUGGCAACAAAUUCUACAACAGUGGAACCAAGGAACAAUUUUUUAUCAAAGGUAUCGCAUAUCAAAAAUCCCGUGAAGAAGGAGAAGUCUUUGACACAACCACUGAAACCAACUACAUUGACCCUUUGGCCAAUCCAUUUACUUGUUUGCGUGAUUUGGAAUACUUAAAAGAACUUGGUGUCAACGUUGUGCGAAUUUAUCAAGUGAAUCCCAAUGCAAACCACGAUGUGUGUAUGGAAGCUUUUGCAGAAGCUGGGAUCUAUAUAUUGGCAGAUUUAUCAGAACCGUACGUUUCCAUCAGGAGAGACUUUCCUAGGUGGGAUUCAGAGCUUUUGAUUCGGUAUCGAUCAGUAGUUGAUGCUUUGAGCAAGUACGACAAUGUGUUGGGAUUCUUUGCUGGUAAUGAAGUCGCUAAUUCUCAACUGAAUAUUGAUGCAGUGCCAUUUGUUAGAAGCGCAGUGAGAGAUGUAAAGCAAUACAUUCAUGAUCAAGGAUACAGACAGAUCCCCGUUGGGUAUGCAUCGAAUGAUGAUGCUUCAAUCCGAGCAAAUUUGGCCAAUUACUUUGUUUGUGAUCUUAAUGACGAAUAUUCCCAAUCUGAUUUCUUUGCCAUCAAUGUAUAUGAAUGGUGUGGAUACUCGACUUACAUGACAUCAGGAUAUCGUGAGUUGACGGCAGUGUUUGCCAAUUACCCAACACCAGUUUUUUUCAGUGAAUUUGGCUGCAAUAUUAUAACUCCUCGCCCAUUCACAGAAGUAGAAGCGUUGUUUGGGUCAACAAUGAGAAAGACAUGGUCAGGUGGUAUUGCAUACGAGUACUUUGAAGAGAUUAACCAUUAUGGAGUAGUUCAGAAUAAAAAGGAUGGCACCAUUGCAAAAUUGCCCGAUUUUGAAACGUUAAAGACAAGAUUCAAUGCAGUCAAUCCUAUUGGUCUACCUAUAGAUGAAGUACAGGAACGCCCCAAAUUGACCUGUUCCGAACCAUCAGAUAUUUGGAAAGUAUCACUCGAGCUACCACCAACCCCGGAUUUCGGUAAAUGUGAGUGUUUGUGGCAAUCCUUGUCAUGUGUUGUCGUUGACACUGGCUCAUUCGACGAGGAGAGUUUACUCAAAGACCUUUGCUUCAAAGUUGAUUGUGACGAGAUAAACGCCAACGGUAGGUUGGGAAGAUACGGCAAAUACAGUGACUGCAAUCCCAUGAUAAGAGUAUCGUAUGCAUUGAAUAAGUACUAUGAACAAACAGGCAAGAGAAAAGAUAUUUGUACAUUUCAGGGACGGGGUGAAAUUGCUAGGCUUUCUGUUGAUUUGAAUACGAUGUUUUCCACGGAUGGUAGGAAUUGUCAAACUUUAUUGAAUGAUGCUGACCAUGAAGAGGCCCCUCAAGUUGAUAACAACAAAUUAGAAGACGAAGCUGAAGCUGAUGAUGAAAUGGGCGCCAACGAAGAUGACAACGAAGAACAGUACACCAAGACCCCGGAGGACCAUAAAAAGCCCAGAUCCAAAAAAGCAACAAAAGAUGUGAGUAAAAAAAGAAACUCUAAACCAGUCACGACCCCAAGCAGGAAAGUAACUUCGAAUGCAUCAACAUUGGCCCUACCCUUUGAACGUUUUUUCAAACGUAUUUCGCAUUUAAUCUUUCUUGGGUCCCCAAUUUAA
This is a messenger RNA of Lodderomyces parapsilosis, 1716 nucleotides long. It is a transcript of the gene PGA5, whose product is annotated as 1,3-beta-glucanosyltransferase. Gene Ontology annotation, molecular function: 1,3-beta-glucanosyltransferase activity. Gene Ontology annotation, cellular component: cytoplasm; fungal-type cell wall. The record is from RefSeq and is a predicted model, not a curated record. The coding region runs from base 1 to 1716 and encodes 571 amino acids. The transcript has a single exon. Gene Ontology annotation, biological process: fungal-type cell wall (1->3)-beta-D-glucan biosynthetic process. NCBI's taxonomy places the organism in Eukaryota, Fungi, Ascomycota, Pichiomycetes, Serinales, Debaryomycetaceae.